AUGAGACUUGUUGUCAUCACAUUGACUCUGUUGGUGUGCAUUGCACAUCAUCCAACACAUGCUAACAUUGAAGAGGAUGUAGAGGCAGAUGGACCACAGCCAUUCUUUCCAAAUUCUUAUAUAUUCAAUGACUCUAUAAGUUGUCAAGAACUACCUGGUUGUGACUUUAACAAUGCAUUGAAUUGGCUAAACUCGACAGCACCAACAAAUAACUCUAAUGUAUUACUGCGUUUCAAGACAUCGGAUCCUUUACAGUAUAUAUACUGCUCCGAACAGACUAUAUUGUCAAACAUUGACAUUGGUGGAAAUGUACUGUUCAACUACAUGACGGUAACAUCCACAGUGUUCAUACGCGACUACUCCAACCUUACGAUCAAUGAUGGCUACUCGUCGGCAUAUGUCACGGACUAUGUUCUUGGACAACAGUCUGCACUAUCGUUCGACAUCAACUCGCCGUUGGUCAUCGGUACGUUGGUGGCCGGCGUCAAGUCGCUGAGCUAUCUUCGCGCGCCACAGAUCACCUCGUCAUUUGUGCAAUCCCAGGGAUAUGUAACGAUCGAGUCGCCCAACGCAUACUUUGGCGAGGUCAAUGCCACACACCUCCAGCGACUGUCCGUGUCCCAUAGCACACUGACCAUUGGCGGUGACCUCUUGUUGACGCCUGGCGUCGACCUGAUGAUUGAGACGGACCUGCAGCGCAUCCCUGCCAAGCCGCCCAUCUUUGUUGAUGGCCAUCUUACACUUGAUGGAUGGCUGUACCUAAUGUCCACAGGCAACUUCGACACCAACGCUCAAUACUAUAUACUUGGCAGCAACAAUGCGAUAUCUGGUGGCUUCUCCACUGUGGAGUUCUCAGCGUCCGCCACCUACUACCUCAACAUCACGAGCGAUGGCGGUCGAUCGCCCUACUACGAGGUGCUCUCAUUCCCAAAUCAGAACAACGGUCUAUCGCCAUCAAUCAUCGCGUUGAUCGUCAUCUUCUCAUUGAUAUUCGUGGCCAUCUCAAUCUUCCUCAUCUACGUCUUGGUCAAGUGCUAUCGCGACCGAAGAAGAAGUAGAUACAGCUAUCAGCCUCUCUAA
Messenger RNA from Acytostelium subglobosum LB1, 1080 nucleotides. RefSeq lists its product as hypothetical. Lineage: Eukaryota; Evosea; Eumycetozoa; Acytosteliales; Acytosteliaceae. The transcript is spliced from 2 exons. The record is from RefSeq and is a predicted model, not a curated record. Bases 1 to 1080 code for a protein of 359 amino acids.